Molecule: messenger RNA, 2833 nt
Organism: Dromiciops gliroides (monito del monte)
Lineage: Eukaryota; Metazoa; Chordata; Mammalia; Microbiotheria; Microbiotheriidae
Gene: SH3RF2
Product: SH3 domain containing ring finger 2
Exons: 12
Coding region: 216-2477 (753 amino acids)
Biological process (GO): positive regulation of proteasomal ubiquitin-dependent protein catabolic process; positive regulation of JNK cascade; negative regulation of apoptotic process
Cellular component (GO): nucleoplasm
Molecular function (GO): metal ion binding; ubiquitin protein ligase activity; protein phosphatase 1 binding
Source: RefSeq, a predicted model, not a curated record
AGACGACGCGAGACACUUGGGCUGAGCGCGCAGGCUGAGCUCCUUCUGCAAAGGUCAGCGGCGUGAGAUAGCAAGGUUCUCUGAAAUCCAGGAGCCAGCUGGUGUUCUCCAGAGGACAGUUCUGACCUGCUCCCCACCAGCCCCCACUCUUGUCUCAGGUCACCUUACCAUGUGGACUCUGUCCAUUCAGGCCAGGAUUGGAGUUUUAAAAUAAGAUGGAUGAUUUGGCGUUACUUGAUCUUCUGGAGUGUCCCGUGUGUUUUGAAAAGCUCGAUGUCACAGCCAAAGUCCUCCCCUGUCAGCACACCUUUUGUAAACCAUGUCUACAGAGAAUAUUCAAAGCACGCAAGGAACUGAGGUGCCCAGAAUGCAGGACCCUUGUCUUCUGUGGCAUUGAGGAACUCCCAGCCAACUUGCUCUUGGUUCGUCUCCUGGAUGGCGUCCGAUCAGGUCAGAGCAUGGUGAGAGUGGGCUCUAUCCGAAGACCAGGCGUGUUGACCUCUCAGGACCCAAGCAGGAAAACCAGGACAGAUCCCAGAGGUUCACAGCCUAGUCCAUAUCGGCUGACUCCCAAUGUCAGAAUCCACAUGGAUGGGGUGCCAAGAGCAAAAGCCCUAUGCAAUUACAGAGGGCAGAACCCAAGCGACCUGAGGUUCAACAAGGGAGAUAUCAUCCUCCUUCGAAGACAGCUUGAUGAGAACUGGUACCAAGGAGAGAUCAAUGGCAUCAGUGGGAUCUUCCCCACCAGUUCAGUAGAGGUCAUUAAGCAGCUUCCACAACCUCCCCCACUCUGUCGGGCUCUUUACAACUUUGACUUGAGAGAUAAGGACAAAAGUGAGAACCAAGACUGUCUGACUUUCCUCAAGGAUGAUGUUAUCACUGUGAUUAGCAGAGUUGAUGAGAACUGGGCGGAAGGCAAAUUAGGUGAUAAAGUCGGCAUCUUCCCCAUCUUGUUUGUAGAGCCAAACCUCACUGCAAGACAUCUGCUAGAGAAGGGCAAAAACCAUCGGUCAUCCCACAUAAAGAGCAUGUCCCUGAGAUCCUCUUCUCCUAGGAGCAAAGUGGCAGAAUCACCAGUCUUCAGUCGGGCCAUAGAAUCCAGGAGGAAGAACCCAAGACAAUUCUCUAUCAUGACAGCCUUGAACACCCUCAACAGAAUGGUCCAUUCACCCACAGGGCAACAGAUGGUGGAAAUCAGCUCCCCUGUGCUCAUCAGCUCCAGUAAUCCUUCUGUAGCAGCUCAGAAUUUUGAGAAGGUAGAGCUCCCACCUAACAGUCCUGUCCAGGAACAUCCUGCUGUGGUUCCAUGCUCUCUUGGGAAUCCACAGUGCCCUCUGCCUCAUCAGGUCAGCACUUAUUACAACACAUCUGGAUCCCUGGGACACUCUGCUGCAAUUGUCAACCUUCCCUAUUCCCAGCAACACAUAUCAGCUAACAUGUUUGUUGCUCUGCAUUCUUAUUCAGCCCACGGACCAGAUGAAUUAGAUCUUCAAAAAGGAGAAGGCAUCCGGGUCCUUGGAAAAUACCAGGAGGGCUGGCUUAAGGGUGUGUCCUUGGUCACUGGAAGAGUUGGGAUCUUCCCAAACAACUAUGUCGUUCCUAUUUUCAGGAAGACAUCUAGUUUUCCAGAUUCCAGGACUCCUGCUCUCUACGCCACGUGGACAUUAUCCACCUCUUCAGUUUCAUCCCAAGGGAGUAUCUCAGACAAUGAGCCCAGACAAGGCCAUUCCUUUAAAUCAGUCUUUGUGCCAACAGCUGUAGUCAGCCCAGUAAGAAACAUAGGUGGGCCAGGAGCCUUUGGACAAACUUCUCUUCGGAAAGUACGGAGCAGCAUGAGAAAAAAUGGAUCACUUCAGAGACCAUCCCUGUCUGGGUCCCCAAACCCCAUUGUUGGCUCCCUCCGGCGGACCCCAACAGUUUCGGUUCGAACCCAUCCAUUCCCAUCUUACCAGUCAAAAUCCGCUCCUCUGCCACCUCCAACUGCCACUGUGAUUGAGGUUAGCACAAGGCCUUCUCCAACCAGUGAGCCUGCCAUUAUUUUUGGAAACAGAGGCACUGAUAGCAGGAUCCAUUCAGCUGCCAGCUCCAUCAUUGUGGAAACCAAAGAAGCCCCCAUCAAGAGCGAACCUCCCAUAAAGCCACCUGCAUCGGCUCCACCAUCCAUCCUAGUGAAACCAGAGAACUCCAAAGCCGGCACUGAAAAGCAAGUCAAAACGGUGAGAUUUCAGAACUACAGCCCUCCUCCACCCAAACACCACAGCUUCCAUUCUACCUCUGGCAAACCUGAGCCAGGGGCCACCUCCAAAGCAUCCCAGGCAGAAACAGGUCCUUUGUGCCAAGAGAUGACAACUUUAUUUGUCCAUCGAAGUGGCUCCCAUUCUGGGCAACAGACAGACCACAGGAGAAAACCAAAGUAUUCAAAGCCCAUGCCUCCAAUACUCCCUGCCUCUGACUUAGCCAUCAUACCCAGCAAGUGAAUCUCUGGUACGGCUAUUCCUAAAGCCAAAAGAGGUCCUGUGACUUUAUUCUUCCUGGGAUAAAUUAAGUAAGGAGUUGGACACUGAAGAUGAAUAUCUGUUUAUCUGAAGAAUGCUCAAUGGAAAAAUCUGCAAUUGGUGUGAAAUCAUUUUAACAUUAGGAAUGCCACGGGUAUAUCACUGGGUUGGCGUAAUAUGAGAAGCAAUGGAACUGAAAACCCAUCUCUAGUCAUCUACAGUAUUAAUAGGCAGUGGGCCAGCAUGUGAAACCUGAGAUUCAUGGACUGGCACAGGUUACACAUAGUUGGCUUCCCUCCAGGGGCAUGAAACCCCAAAUAUUCAUUCACAGCUCUUUU